AUGUCCGUUCGUGUUGUUGCGAGGAUACGUCCGCUGCUGGAGACAGAGCUGGACAAGGACAUCAUUGUUCGUCCUGACGGUGCUGAAGCAGGCGGGCCGCACACCAUUGUCAAGAUCCCCAACCCGAAGAACCAGGCUGAGGACUUUUCCUUUGCGUUCAAUGCCGUAUACGAUCAGUCGACAUCACAAGAGACGCUGUUUACUUCUGAAGUACAGCCGCAUCUCAAGUCACUAUUCCAGGGAUAUGAUGUCACAAUAUUCGCCUACGGCGUCACUGGCACGGGGAAGACGCACACUAUGCGUGGCGGUCUCAAGCUCGCCGACCGAGGAGUUAUUCCCCGGCUUUUGAGCGGCGUGUUUCGAAGAGGCAAGAAGAUUGCCAAGGACUCCGAGGGCAACACGACGGUAAACGUCAGCCUGUCGUACUACGAGAUUUACAAUGACAAGGUGUUUGACUUGCUCGAGCCGCCCGAGAAGAGAACACCAUCCGGACUGCCCCUUCGCGCCGAGGCCAGCGGGAGAACCGUUGUAGCUGGGCUAUCUGAGCGAGCCUGCGAGGACCUCCGAGACUUUGAGAAGCUGUACAUUGAGGCUAACAACAACCGUGUUACCGCGUCCACAAAGCUGAACGCGCACAGUAGUCGGAGUCACGCCAUCCUCCGCGUCAAGGUAACCCAAACCACGGACGAAAUGAUCCGUGAGAGUACUGUAUCUGCCAUUGACUUGGCAGGUUCAGAAGACAACCGCCGCACUGACAAUGGCAAGGAGAGACUGGUCGAAUCGGCGGCUAUCAACAAGAGCCUCUUUGUCCUCAGCCAGUGUAUCGAUGCCAUUUCAAGAGGUGACAAGCGCAUUCCGUAUAGAGAAUCCAAAAUGACCCGGAUUCUCUCCCUUGGUCAGAACAACGGCAUCACUAUUAUGUUCUUGAACCUGGCUCCUCUCCGCAGCUACCACCUUGACACCCUGAGCAGUCUAAACGUCAGUUCCCGGGCGAAGCGGAUAGAAGUCCGCGAGAUUGAGAACGAAGUAGUGUUCAAGCAGUUCCCCAGAUCGGCGGGCUCUCAUACCGUUCAGCGCCAGCCGCUUCGACCGCUGGCUCAUGCCUUGAGCGCUCACAACGUGCACAAUGGCAACGUAGCUGCCAAAGGUUCUGCAGACGUAACUCGACCCAUCAAGUCGUUCAGUGUUUACACAGACAAGGCCAGGCAGUCUCCGACCAAGACCAUCUCCAUGGCAACAUCGCUGCCGCGACCUGCUGCUGUAAAUGUUAGUUUGGUGCCUCGCCUCAGCGCCGCCUACAAGCGCCCAUCGGACCACGAGAGCGGAAUUGCGAGACCCAGAAAGCUUGCUCGACCGUCCAUUGAUGAGCCAUCCAUCACAGUAACUGCAUCACAAAUUGAGGCCAUGGUCGAGAAAAAGGUUGGCGAGAUCUUGGCAGCGAGGACGGCCGCCGAGAAGGCAGUGCAAAGCCAAAAUCGCGGUGCGUCUUCUCAACAUGACGUUAGCGAAGCUAUGCAAAGACGCCUAGAGGCCCUCGAGCGGCGCAUCGAGAGUGAAGAUGCUCGUGUAGACUCGAAGUCUGAUGGUCUGCGAUUUCUGCUGGCUGCCAGGCAACACAGGGAGAAGGGUGACGACGCCUCGGCAUUGAGAGCUUACGAAAUGGCUCUGCCAUUCUUUCCAGGACAGGCCAAGUUGAUUGGGAAGAUUCAACGCCUGAGAAACCGAUUGGGAAUUUCCGUCGAGCAGACUUGCGUCAUGAGAAGCCCCAUGAGGAGCCCCCUGAGACACGACAAAAAAUUGAGACGGACACGCCUCACAAUCAACCCUGACGGCACAAGCUCCGGCCAGGACGAAACGGAUGUUGAGGAGGAGUUUUUAGAUGAUGACACUGUCAGGAUCAAGCCGCGAAAGUCGAGGUCGAAAUCCAUGGCCAAGCUGCAAGUAUACGGUGACGUCAACGAAACGACAACUGUACUAGGUGCUCGGGAUCUGGCUCCUUCAAGGGGGCUCGUGAGUUACUAA
Messenger RNA from Metarhizium brunneum ARSEF 3297, 2022 nucleotides. It is a transcript of the gene kif22, whose product is annotated as Kinesin-like protein KIF22. NCBI's taxonomy places the organism in Eukaryota, Fungi, Ascomycota, Sordariomycetes, Hypocreales, Clavicipitaceae. The record is from RefSeq and is a predicted model, not a curated record. Gene Ontology annotation, cellular component: kinesin complex; microtubule. Gene Ontology annotation, molecular function: ATP binding; ATP hydrolysis activity; microtubule binding. Gene Ontology annotation, biological process: microtubule-based movement.